UUGACAAUUAGCCAUCUUGCAUGCAUUUUUGUGUUCGUUAGCCUGUGCUUAUGCUUAUUUUUACGCUCAUAAAUUAUGAAUAAUAAAAUUAACGAUAUUAUACAAAACUUUGUGAAUGGUAAACGCAACAAUAGCGACGACGAUGUUAGCGUAGAGUCAUUCAAAACCGCAAAGGAAUGGAAAUGGAAAACAACAAAAUGUGUCCCUCUGCUGCCCAACGAAUUGCAGUCACUUGAUAAGAAAUUAAAGCGAAUAAUAUUUAUUCAGCAAACGGAUCAAUCGUAUCAUUUGGCCCUGGACGAUAUACGCGACCAGGCUGAAAUUUCGAUAUUGGUGGAGCCGAGUUUCUAUGGAAGGCAUUGCAGCACAUCCGUCAUUGUAAUUGCCACAGCAAAUAACACAUAUGUGUUUGACAUGAAGGCAUUGGGUAGUAUUUUUAAGCCCCUUGCGUCGCUUCUGCAAUCGGAAUACCCUAGAAAAAUAAUGCACUACAGCCAUCGUAUAUGCGACUUAUUGUUUCACAAGCACAACCUUCAAAUUAAUGGAAUUUGCGACACAUUUGUGGCUUUGUGUGUGGCUCGUCAAGAUCGGACGAACUGCACAUUACGGGAUGCCAUAUCACAUACUUUCAAUAUACCACUGUCUGAACUUACCUGCGAUGAGAUCGAUGGGCCUAGCGAAUCCAGUCGCAAUUUUACCGCACGUCCGUUGUCCAGAGGACAAUUGCAGUACCUCGGAAAGCUUGCUAUACUGCAACAAAAACUUCACGAUCGAUUAAUAUAUGGAAACAUAAAUCUGGAGUUGCAGCAAAUGUCUCAGAAAUUCAGUGAUGAAUUUAAAGAAAAUAAGAACGUUGAUCAAGUUGCGCUGAAUAUGAACCCAGGAAGCAAUAGUGGUUUCAAUACAAUUGAGCAAUUUUUUAAAAUAUCGACCAAAAUAGAUUAACAAAAGAAUAAUAUUAGCCAGUGGCAAUUUACCAGCUUUGUUCUGAUAAUCGCUAGUUUUUGCGAUUUAUUUGUCAUUUUAUAUCACACUAUCCCUAUUAAUUAAGGCGUGCUUCGAUUUUCACUUUUUUUUAACUUAUUCCCAAUAGCUUAUGUCAGAAUUUUGCAGACUAAAUUCACAACGAGUUGCUGAAUUGAACUUUGAUAAGUUGAUAAACGCUUAAUGUAGGUUCCCUUAUUACAACAUUAAAAAAUAAAUUUUGUUAAAUGCUGUAAAAUUAAAAGUGAAAAACGGAACACCCCUGAAUAUUUCGUCACAUUUUCGCAAAGGUACAUUUAGUAUGUUACAGAAACCGAAUUGUGCAGGAGAGUGGUAACUAUCAGACCCCGAAAUGUGUAGCUGCUGCCCUGCGGAAUAGGGAGCUAAAUAUUUUUUAACAAUCAGUCAUACAAUAACAUUUCAUCACCGUCAACUAUUGUUUUACUGUUCCUUAAAAUGAAACGCAGACACAAUAUCUCCUUUGUAUAAAAGCAAAACACAAAUUUUCAUUUAAAUCUAAUUUUAAAAAAUAUUUGGGCAUUUCCACAGAAAUGUAAACCGUACCAAAAAAAAUAACUUAAAAAUGAUUAAAGUCUAGCAUUUUUUGAAAUGUUGUUCCAGAAACAUUAUAAAGUUAUACAGAUUCAUCGAAAGUGAUCAUAUUUAACCUUUACUAAUUUAAUUUCGGAAAUAUUUUGCGUAUAUUAUAUAAAAUACAUUUUAUGAAUUACUGUAAAAUAGAAAGUGGAAAUUCAGAACAGGCCUUAUAAUUAUAGUGUUAAUCAAGAGCAAGUUAAGCGUUUUGUCAAACUAAAAAAAUGGUUUGGCAUUUGGGCAUUUCCACAGAAAGUUCCAACGCGGCCAAAAACUUAAAAUUUAUCAAAAACUCACAUCUUGUUAAAAUUUUAUUCGGAAACGAUUUAAAGUUACUUAUUUAAACAAUUAAAACAUAUAUUAGCCAACUAGAAUGAGCAUACCGAAUGCAAAUUAGAAUAAAUUGAGUUUUUCUUUA
Messenger RNA from Drosophila innubila, 1996 nucleotides. RefSeq names its product protein Exd1 homolog. The coding region runs from base 76 to 945 and encodes 289 amino acids. Gene Ontology annotation, molecular function: nucleic acid binding. The transcript is spliced from 2 exons. Lineage: Eukaryota; Metazoa; Arthropoda; Insecta; Diptera; Drosophilidae. The record is from RefSeq and is a predicted model, not a curated record.